AUGGGAGGGUCUGUUUCGAAGAUUAUGGGCAAGCUCUUUGGCACCACCGAGAUGAAGAUGCUGAUGCUCGGGCUGGACUCUGCUGGUAAGACGACGAUUCUGUACAAGCUCAAGCUGAACAAGAUCAGAACGACAGGGCCAACGGUGGGGUUCAACGUGGAGACUUUCCAGUAUAAGAAUGUGAAAUUCAACAUGUGGGACGUUGGUGGCCAAGAUAGGCUACGGCCGCUUUGGCGCCAUUACUUCCCCAAGACGAAUGCCCUGAUAUACGUGAUAGAUUCGUCGGAUAAGAAGAGGCUGCAGGAAUCAAAGAUACAGCUAGAAAAGGUUCUGCGUGAGCUGCAAAACGUUUCCAGUGCCCAAGGGUUUGUUCUGCUGGUGUUUGCCAAUAAGCAGGACCUGCCCGGCGCAUUGAGCCCGAAGGAGAUCAGUAACACCUUGGAUUUGAAGAAUAUACUCACACCAGACCAGUUGUACGCUGUGAUGGGUACUAAUGCCCUAACAGGCCAGGGGCUUAUCGAAGGGCUAAGUUGGGUGUCGAAUAACUUCAAAAAGAACAGGACUUGA
Williopsis jadinii is the source of this 567-nucleotide messenger RNA. It is a transcript of the gene ARF3, whose product is annotated as Arf family GTPase ARF3. Gene Ontology annotation, biological process: vesicle-mediated transport; intracellular protein transport. NCBI's taxonomy places the organism in Eukaryota, Fungi, Ascomycota, Saccharomycetes, Phaffomycetales, Wickerhamomycetaceae. Bases 1 to 567 code for a protein of 188 amino acids. Gene Ontology annotation, cellular component: cytoplasm. The record is from RefSeq and is a predicted model, not a curated record. Gene Ontology annotation, molecular function: GTPase activity; GTP binding. The transcript is spliced from 2 exons.